AUGGCUAAUAUGGACGACCUUAAACUUUUGCCCGACGAUCAAGAAGCCAGGGAAUGGAUAUAUAAGGCUAAAGCAAAUGGUUUCAUGUUGUUUUAUGAUUGCAGUGAUUUUGAGCGUGUAGAGUUGGUUGAAAAUUCUGCUGACUCAAUAUUAAAAAAGGCUGUUUUAAGGCCAUUACAAAAAGUCGUAACUUUGUCAAAAUCUAAAUUUAAUACUCAGUUCUCAUUGAGGCAUGUACUUUUAGAGUUACAAAAGCUUCAUAAAGCCUCAGUUCAUGACAAUGUUUUGGGCUAUGUUGGUUUAACACAAGAGCCUAAUGCUAGUAAUAUUGUUACUGUGAUUUCAGAAUAUGCUGAUUAUAAUUUAAGAGAUUAUUUGAGUAGCAGUGACUUAUCAUGGAAUGAAAAAUUCAAACUUGCCAAACAAUUAACAAGUGGAUUAUAUUGUCUACAUCAAUAUGAUAUGUCAGACAACAUUGGUAUGAUCAAUGGUAGAAUAAGGCUCCACAAUUUUGGACGGUACAAAAAAAUAGAAGAAUCUAAAAAAACUUUGGCUCAAUAUUUUGAACAAAUACCCUAUUUAGAUCCUCAGCAUCUAAAGAACCCAAAAGAAUUCAUGAGAGAUGAAAUUAUAUCUGAUAUAUAUAGUUUAGGUGUGUUAUUUUGGGAGAUUUCAUCACAAAAAAUACCAUUUGAAGAAUUUUCUAAUGAGCCAUGUAAGUUAUGUUAUUUAAUUGUUUAUGAAAAUCAUCGUGAAAAUUCAGUUCCAGAUACUCCUAAAUUUUAUGAAGAUUUAUAUAAAGAAUGUUGGCAAUUUAACAGAGAUUCACGUCCUAAAACUGGGGAUGUUUGGGAAUGUUUUGGAAGCUUCUCAAGAAGAAGCUAA
Messenger RNA from Entrophospora sp. SA101, 885 nucleotides. The record is from the annotation of a GenBank genome assembly. Lineage: Eukaryota; Fungi; Glomeromycota; Glomeromycetes; Entrophosporales; Entrophosporaceae.